AUGAAAAGUGGUCUUUUCUUUGGUAUUCUGGGCCUCGUCCCCUCGGUCACUGCAUAUGCAGCAGGACUGGAGCGGGUGUACUCAUUGGACCGAGCAACCCAAGGCAUCAGCAUUAGCGAAAACGGGCGCAAAUUUCUCUCCCAGCGCUAUUCUACCACUCUCCCACCUCAAAUCGUCGAGCUUUUGAGCGAUAACACCACCAAGCUGUACCCGAAUGCCGCAUGGAACUCCUACAACUCUAGUGACCCGACCUCAAACCCCCGCAAGACCUUUGUUAGCGUUGAUGGAGCCCGCAUUGGUCCUGACGGUCGCUACUGGGUGGUUGACGGUGGCUCAACAGGGGUGUACGGCUCUACAAAACUAGUUGGCGUGAAUCUGACUACAAACGCUGUCGACAAACUCUACUACCUGGACAAUGUCAAAGCAAGUGACAGCGGGGUGGAUGACGUUCGUUUCAGCGCAUCCGGUAAAAUAGGAUACCUCAGCGACACAGCAGGUGCUCUGAUCGUCCUCAACCUCACAUCAGGACACGCAGUCCGCGUCCUUGCUAGCUCGGACUCUGCCACAGCCUGGUUCCCUAUGAUGUACAACGGUACCCUGGUGCCUGGCUACGGUGGCGCCGACAGUACUCUUGCGGUUGGGCUCGACCAGAUUGAAGUCUCGCCCGAUGGUACCUACUUGUAUUACCAGCCCUGCAAUGGUGGACUGUACCGCAUCAAAACCGCCUACGUUGACGCGACCUUGACCAACUCUACAAUGGCGGAUGUUCUUGGCGACUAUGCUGAGCCGCUUGCCUUGACGCCUAGUACAGGUGGAACGACCAUUGAUGGCGAUGGAAAUAUUUAUGUCAGUGACACCAACCUACUAGCGAUUUGGAAGGUCACACCUGAGGGUCGUGCUACCAUUCUUGUUCAGGAUGAUGCUUUGCUCUGGACGGACCUUAUGUGGGUGUCGGCGGAUAAGAAGCUUUGGCUCCCGGCUUCUCAGAUGCGCCCGGGGAGUGAUGGGCUCAUGGCUGAUGGUCCUAACUACAUCUUUACUUACCCUAUUGAUGCGGGUCCUUCUCCCAUUGAUCAUGCCUAA
Penicillium longicatenatum is the source of this 1083-nucleotide messenger RNA. RefSeq names its product SMP-30/gluconolactonase/LRE family protein. Bases 1 to 1083 code for a protein of 360 amino acids. NCBI's taxonomy places the organism in Eukaryota, Fungi, Ascomycota, Eurotiomycetes, Eurotiales, Aspergillaceae. The record is from RefSeq and is a predicted model, not a curated record. The transcript has a single exon.